Messenger RNA from Fragaria vesca subsp. vesca, 2871 nucleotides. Its product is annotated as WD repeat and HMG-box DNA-binding protein 1-like. The transcript has 12 exons. Lineage: Eukaryota; Viridiplantae; Streptophyta; Magnoliopsida; Rosales; Rosaceae. Gene Ontology annotation, cellular component: nuclear replication fork. Gene Ontology annotation, molecular function: protein binding; chromatin binding. Bases 1 to 2871 code for a protein of 956 amino acids. The record is from RefSeq and is a predicted model, not a curated record. Gene Ontology annotation, biological process: mitotic cell cycle; DNA-templated DNA replication; DNA repair.
AUGAAGGUCAGGCAAGUGAAGCUCCGCGAGAUCCACAAAUCGGCGAGCAGCGCAGGAAAGCCGUCGUUCUGCUCCGUCGUGUGGGACCAGCAAGGCUUCCACUCCGUGACGGCUUCCUCCUCCGACGCCUCAAUCGCCGUCCACAACGCUCUUAUCUCCUCAUGUCCGCCGAAGCUCCUCCGCAACCACCGCGACGGCGUCACCGCGCUCGCUAUGAGCCCCAACGCCACCUGCCUCGCCUCCGGCUCCGUCGACCACUCCGUCAAGCUCUACAAGUUUCCUAGUGGAGACUUUGAGACUAAUAUCACCAGAUUCACGCUGCCAAUACGUGCCCUUGCGUUUAAUAAGUCAGGGACACUCUUGGCCGCUGCUGGUGAUGAUGAGGGAAUUAAGCUUAUUAACACAGUAGAUGGUACAAUUUCGAAGGUUCUCAAAGCACACAAAGGACCUGUAACUGGUUUAGGUUUUGAUCCCCAAAGUGAAUACAUGGCCUCCAUUGAUUCAACUGGGACUGUAAUAUACUGGGAACUUCAAUCUGGAAGCAUAUUGCACACCCUUAAAGCCGUAGCUCCUAACUCUGGUUUAGACCUUUCUGUAUUGAAUGUAUUGAGCUGGAGUCCUGAUGGACGGUUGUUAGCUGUCCCGGGAGUGCGAAAUGAUGUUGUGUUGUAUGAUAAAGACACUGCUGAGAAGCUCUUUACCUUGAGAGGUGAACAUACACAACCUAUUUGUGCCUUGGCCUGGUCGCCUAAUGGAAAAUAUUUGGCUACAUCUAGUUUGGAUAAGCAGGUUCUCAUCUGGGAUGUUGAUCGAAAGCAAGAUAUUGGCAGGCAUAAAUUUGAUGAGAGGAUAACUAGCUUGGCUUGGAAGCCAAUUGACAACGUCCUAGCUGUAAUUGAUUGUAUGGGCAGGUAUGGUGUGUGGGAAGCAGUGAUUCCCUCGUCAAUGAAAUCUCCUACUGAAGAUGUUCCGAAUCAAUCUAAUAAUGGUCUUCUCUUGUUUGAUGAAGACGAAGUCGAGGGUCAGGAGAGUAGUACAUCUGGUAGUUUAAGUGAUCUUGGUGAAGAUACAUAUGAGGAGUUGAAGCCACUUAGCAGGAAAAGACUAAGCAAGCAGUCUGACGCUCUGAAAGAGUUAGAUGAGGAUGAUAAUGAUGACUUUAGUUUGUCCCCUAAAGUUGAAUCCCAUAAAAAAGCACGCCGGCAUCAUAAUAAAAGCACUGAUAAUGGGAAUGAGGGAAUAAGAAGCAGAUUGCCAUCUGCUAGGUCUAAAAUGCAGGAGGCAUUUCAGCCAGGGGCUACUCCUGUGCAGCCUGGCAAAAGGCGCUUUUUGUGCUACAACAUGCUUGGAGCUAUAACUACGAUUGAAUACGAAGGGUACUCCCAUAUUGAGAUAGAUUUUCAUGACACAAGCCGAGGUCCACGAGUUCCGUCAAUGACCGAUCAUUUUGGCUUCACAAUGGCUUCGCUGAAUGAGAAUGGUAGUGUUUUUGCAAAUCCCUCCAAGGGUGAAAAGAACAUGAGCACUCUCAUGUAUCGUCCAUUUACUAGCUGGGCAAACAAUAGCGAGUGGUCUAUGCGAUUGGAAGGGGAAGAAGUGAAGGUUGUGGCCCUUGGUACAACUUGGGUGGCAGCAGUUACCAGUCUAAACUUCAUCCGCAUCUUCACCGUUGGUGGUUUGCAGACACAUGUUCUUUCCCUUGAUGGACCAGUGGUGACUGCAUCAGGCUUCAAGGAUGAGCUUGCCAUUGUCACUCAUGCUUCAGACUGUCUUCCCUCAAAUGAGCAGGUGCUUGAAUUUAGGGUACUUAAUAUGACUAAUAGUAGCCAACCUCUUAGAGGUCGUCUGCCUCUGACUCCUGGUUCAAGUUUAACAUGGUUUGGCUUCAGUGAAGAAGGGAAAUUAAGCUCCUGUGACUCCAAGGGUGUGCUGAGAGUUUUUACAAGUGAAUAUGGUGGCAGUUGGUUCCCACUCUUCAGUGCUUGUAAAGACAAGAAGCCGGAUGAAAACUAUUGGGUGGUAGGUUUGAAUGCAAGACAACUAUUUUGUAUAGUCUGCAAAAGCCCUGACUUGUAUCCCCAGGUGGUGCCCAAACCAGUUCUCACUCUACUGAAUUUUUCGAUUCCUCUCGCAUCCUCUGAUCUAGGAGCUGAAGCCCUUGAAAAUGCGUUUAUACUAAACAACAUGCAUCUCAUAGAGAUUCAAAAGCAAAUAGAAGAAAUGGAUGCUGCUGGUUUGGACACCAGUUCACUCGAUGAUGAAGCUUUCAAAUUGGAAACAGGUCAAGAUCAAUGUAUAUUGAGGCUUAUUGGAUCCUGCUGCCAUGGAGAUAAGCUGGAGAGGGCUACUGAACUUGUGAAGCAUCUAUCCCUGGAAAAGUCAGUCAGGGGUGCAAUUAAGAUUGUUACUUCCCUGAAGCUACCUAAUUUGGCUGAAAGGUUCAAUAGCAUAUUGGAGGAAAGGUUGCUCACCGAAAAUAAACCAUUGCAAACAACUGUCCCUAACUCAAACUACAAUGCAUCAUCCUCUACCGAGAAAAGUAGGUUAUCAGGGAAUGAUAUUCCUUUACCAGCACCAAAAUUGUCGGCUCCCAUGUUUCUAAAGAAAGCCAGAACACAAGAAGCUAUUGUUGGAACGGAGAAAACACAAGAAAAGCAAACUCCCGCAGUGAAUGAUCUUGAGCAGUCGAAGACGACUGAGAGGGAAAGUGCUGCUGCAGAGGUUAAUAAUGCAGCAGGUGACAUGAACAAGGACCGCCCAUCUAAACCAUUUCUAAAGCGAACAAACAGUCAGGACAUAGAGAAGAAGGAUGAAGUAGACAAGGUUAAAGCUCACCGACCAGCUAAUCCCUUCAAGAAAUCAGUCAAGUGA